AUGGUCAGUAUUCUUUCAACUGUGAUUGCGUCAUUUAUCAUCGGAUCAGCCUCAAAAGACACAAAAUUACCCGAGACCGGCUGGAGAAUUGCUUUGUGUAUGGCUGCGGGCGUCCAGCUCUUGGCAGGCGUGGUUUAUUUGAUAUUCGCCUCGUGCGAAGAACAGCCUUGGUCAACUAUGCCAUCACACAAUUAUGCAAAGCAACCUUAUGCACAUGUUCCUAUUCAUUCCAUAGACGCACUUGCCAGCCGACCCAUGGGCGAGUCACCUGAGCGUAGGCUGGCCAAAGAACAGGAUUUUGAAGGUGCAAUUAGUGAAGAGUUUUCUGAUGAAACGCUUUUAGAACAGGCUCCAUCAAGGUCAGAAUUAUCCUGGCAGCGCAUCCAAUAUCACAAUGCAGACUCCAUGUGUUCGUGUAAAUUUGUUCAGUCGAAUCAUCAGUCUAAGCCUUUCUCACUUGAGAAAAUGAACUUAAACAAUCCCAGACCUUUUCAUGUUGUUGGUAAAUCUCCAACGUAG
Protopolystoma xenopodis is the source of this 519-nucleotide messenger RNA. The record is from the annotation of a GenBank genome assembly. Lineage: Eukaryota; Metazoa; Platyhelminthes; Monogenea; Polystomatidea; Polystomatidae.